AUGCUUCUCUACACACGUACAAAAGACGGCCUGAAGGCUCACAUACAGCCCGGUGAAAGCAGUAAAAUCCCCGAUGAUAGCAAUAAGAAACCUGGUGAUAGUAGUAACAAUCCUAGUGAUAGAUAUCAGAAGCCCGGUGAAAGCAGUAAAAACCCCAGUGAUAGCAAUAAGAACCCUGGUGAUAGCAGUAAGUAUCCUAGUGAUAGAUAUCAGAAGCCCGGUGAUAGCAGUAAAAACCCCGGUGAUAGCAAUAAGAACCCUGGUGAUAGCAGUAAGAAUCCUAGUGAUAGAUAUCAGAAGCCCGGUGAAAGCAGUAAAAACCCCAGUGAUAGCAAUAAGAACCCUGGUGAUAGCAGUAACAAUCCUAGUGAUAGAUAUCAUAAGCCCGGUGAAAGCAGUAAAAACCCCAGUGAUAGCAAUAAGAACCCUGGUGAUAGCAGUAAGAAUCCUAGUGAUAGAUAUCAGAAGCCCGGUGAUAGCAGUAAAAACCCCGGUGAUAGCAAUAAGAACCCUGGUGAUAGCAGUAAGAAUCCUAGUGAUAGAUAUCAGAAGCCCGGUGAAAGCAGUAAAAACCCCAGUGAUAGCAAUAAGAACCCUGGUGAUAGCAGUAAGAAUCCUAGUGAUAGAUAUCAGAAGCCCGGUGAAAGCAGUACAAUCCCCGGUGAUAGCAAUAAGAACCCUGGUGAUAGCAGUAAGAAUCCUAGUGAUAGAUAUCAGAAGCCCGGUGAAAGCAGUAAAAUCCCCGAUGAUAGCAAUAAGAACCCUGGUGAUAGCAGUAAGAAUCCUAGUGAUAGAUAUCAGAAGCCCGGUGAAAGCAGUAAAACCCCGGUGAUAGCAAUAAGAACCCUUGUGAUAGCAGUAAGAAUCCUAGUGACAGAUAUCAGAAGCCAAGUGAAAGCAGUAAAACCCCGGUGA
Molecule: messenger RNA, 915 nt
Organism: Mercenaria mercenaria
Lineage: Eukaryota; Metazoa; Mollusca; Bivalvia; Venerida; Veneridae
Product: pro-resilin-like
Exons: 2
Coding region: 1-915 (304 amino acids)
Source: RefSeq, a predicted model, not a curated record